Molecule: messenger RNA, 1167 nt
Organism: Rhincodon typus (whale shark)
Lineage: Eukaryota; Metazoa; Chordata; Chondrichthyes; Orectolobiformes; Rhincodontidae
Gene: mocos
Product: molybdenum cofactor sulfurase
Exons: 5
Coding region: 1-1167 (388 amino acids)
Biological process (GO): molybdopterin cofactor metabolic process
Molecular function (GO): molybdenum cofactor sulfurtransferase activity
Source: RefSeq, a predicted model, not a curated record
AUGGAGGGGAAGGCGACACGGCCGGAGCGCAACAGCCUGGAGCUGUUUGCAGCAGCUUUCGAGCAGCAGGGGUGCGGGGGAGCGAUCGAAGCCAUACGGCCGCGUGAAUUCAAUAGACUCACAGGAGUUCUGGACUGCUGUGGACUAUACCGAUCAGGUGACCUCUCUAAGUUGGGCAUCGAUACGGUGUCCCCGGAGGAAUCUAGGAUCACCAGAUCGGGUAAAGAGGAAAUUCUACAGCACUUCAACACCAGCCCAGAAGAAUAUACUGUCAUUUUUACAUCAGGAAGUACAGCAGCUCUUAAACUUGUUGCAGAAUGUUUUCAAUGGACCCACAUGGAGCCAGGAGGCACGAGUCAGUUUUGUUACCUGACUGACAAUCAUACAUCCGUUGUUGGUAUAAGAGGAUUGUCUGCUUUAGCUGGUGCUCUAACUAUUCCAGUCAACCACUCUGAAAUUUAUGAAGAUAAACACAGUCUGAACAAGAACAUUGCUCUGUGCAAGGAGGAAAAUUGUCACACUCCGCAUCUCUUCUGUUAUCCUGCCCAAAGCAACUUUUCAGGGACAAAAUACCCACUUACUUGGAUAAGAGAUAUUAAAUCAAGAAAGCUGUAUCCAUUUAGCAAAGUCUCAGGAAAAUGGUAUGUGUUGGUGGAUGCAGCCUCGUUGGUGAGCACGUCGCCACUUGAUCUCAGUGUACAUCAAGCAGACUUCAUCCCCAUUUCAUUUUAUAAAAUAUUUGGAUUUCCAACAGGUUUAGGAGCUCUGUUGGUGAAUAAUAAAAGUGGACAUAUGCUGAAAAAGAGAUAUUUUGGAGGAGGAACUGCAGACUUUUAUUUGUCAGGGGAAGAUUUCUAUGUUCCUAAGCGGUCAUUAAGUGACAGGUUUGAAGAUGGCACCAUUUCUUUCCUCGAUAUAAUAGCAGUAAAUCAUGGAUUUGAUGCACUGGAUAAGUUUACAGGUGGAAUGCAAAAUAUUAUGCUUCAUACAUUUAGUCUGGCCCGUUAUACAUACAUAAUACUCUCUGGAAUGCGCCAUGCUAAUGGAACACCAGUUGCUCGGAUUUACAGUGAUAACGAAUUUGAAACUCCAGAUGCGCAAGGACCUAUUAUUAAUCUGAAUUUGCUUGAUGAGGAAGGUGGGAUUGUUGGAUUUGCCAAGGUAUGA